CGAAGCAAAGAUGGCCGCAACCCCGAGCACACCUCUCCUACCCACCACGGCCUCUUCCCGUAAAGCAUUGAGCAGCACUUGGAACGACUUCUGCGAUUUUGCUCUCAGAGACAAUGUGCUUGAAGUUGCUGUUGGACUCAUCCUCGCUGCCGCGUUUGGUACCGUCGUUUCCAGUUUCGUCAGCGAUAUACUGUUGCCUCCCAUUUCGUUGUUGCCUUUCUUGAGCCGAAACUUGGAUGAGCGGUUUGCAACUUUGAGGCAUGGUCAGAAUCAGACUAUGGGGUAUAAUACUGUCCAGCAGGCGCUUGAAGAUGGGGCUGUUGUUAUGGCGUAUGGGACUUUUCUGAACAAGUGCUUUAAGUUCCUUGGAAUAGGCUUCGCGCUGUAUGCUAUAGUCAGAGCAUACAUCUACUUCAGCAAUGACGAGACCAUCAUCAAGCAUGAAAAGAAGUGCCAGUAUUGCCGCAAGAAGAUUAGCUUGAAGCGUUGCUUCAACUGCACCAGCUGGCUGGAUGGGCGAGAGGAUGAUCUGUUACGGGCG
Molecule: messenger RNA, 541 nt
Organism: Aureobasidium musti
Lineage: Eukaryota; Fungi; Ascomycota; Dothideomycetes; Dothideales; Saccotheciaceae
Source: the annotation of a GenBank genome assembly